AUGGCAGACCCGGCCAAGAAACAGCUCAUUCUCAAUGCCUUCGUCAUGAACACCCCCGGGCAUCUGUCCCCGGGUCGAUGGCGGCACCCGAGAAACAAAACGGCCGAGUACAAGAAACUCUCCUUCUGGACCGACCUCGCCCAGCUGCUCGACCAGGCCAAUUUCCACGCCAUGUUCAUCGCCGACACGCUUGGCCCCUACGAUGUGUACAAGGGCCCGGCCAAUGUGGUCCCCGCGCUGGCCUCCGGAGCGCAGUUCCCCGUCAACGACCCCCUGUACCUCGUCCCGGCCAUGGCGGCAGUCACGAAGAAUCUGGCCUUCGGCGUCACUGCCAGUGUCACCUACGAGAAACCCUAUGCGCUGGCGCGGCGACUGUCCACGGUGGACCAUCUCAGCGGUGGCCGGUUGGCGUGGAACAUCGUCACGUCGUACCUUGACAGCGCGGCGCGCAAUCACGGUCUGAACGAGCAGAUCCCGCACGACGAGCGAUACGCAAUUGCCCACGAGUAUCUGGACGUCCUCUACAAGCUCUGGGAAGGCAGUUUCCGGGACGACGCCGUCGUCGAGGACCGUGGACGGGGCAUCUACAUCGCCAGCGACGCCGUCCGCCAGAUCAACCACAAGGGCAAAUACUUCGAGGUUCCGGGCCCGCAUUUCUGCGAACCCUCGCCACAGCGCACGCCCUUCCUCUUCCAGGCCGGCGUCUCGGAAGCCGGGAACAAGUUCGGCGGGAAGCAUGCUGAAGCCAUCUUUGUCGGCGGCCAAACGCCCGAGCAGCUCCAGACCACCGUCGACAACAUCCGCCGGAUAGCAGAGGAAGAAGGCCGCGACCCGGAUCAUCUCAAGAUUAUCGUUGGGAUCAAUGUCAUUGUCGCCGCGACGGACGAGCAAGCCGAGGCCAAGCGCCAGGAGCACCUGAAAUACGUCGAUGAAGAAGGCGCACUGGCGCUCUUCGGCGGCUGGACCGGAGUCGAUCUAUCGAGCUACGCGGACGACGAAGACUUCCGCUUCAGCGAGUCCCCUCGCGUCCAGGGGAUUGUGCGCAGAUGGUCCUCCACCGUGCCCGGCACGGACAACCUUCCCUGGACGAAGAGGAGGAUCGUCGAAUUCCUGAGUCUCGGCGGUCUUGGGCCGAAAGCCGUCGGCAGCCCGACGACUGUCGCUGAUGAGUUGGAGCGGUGGGUGGCGAUCUCCGGCGUGGACGGCUUCAAUUUGUCUCAUGUUACCAACCCGGGCUCGUUUGAGGAUAUCAUCGAGUUUCUCAUUCCGGAGCUGCAGAGGAGAGGCAUCUUCCGGUCUGCGGUGCACAAGGAGGGUGCAACGGCCAGAGAGGCGUACAUCGGCUCCAGGAGACUGCCUGAGGACCACCCGGGGAGCAGGUAUAAGUGGCGUGCGGGAGAGAAGAUACCAAAGUACCUGGAGGAGCAAGAGAAGGAGGAGGGCAAGGCUGAAACGCCCGAGGAUGCCACGGCUGCUGCUGUUGCUACAGCGUGA
This is a messenger RNA of Monascus purpureus, 1494 nucleotides long. NCBI's taxonomy places the organism in Eukaryota, Fungi, Ascomycota, Eurotiomycetes, Eurotiales, Aspergillaceae. The record is from the annotation of a GenBank genome assembly.